CUCGACAUGGCCUUGUCAAACCCAGUACUCCAUUCUUGAGAUCUCUCUCUCCUUGCCCAGCACUAGGCAGGUAGAUGACCACAUUGAAGCGCUGCCAUGAAGUACCGCCCCUCCCUUUCCCUCGCCGCUGCGGCUCUGUUCCUGCUGGAGCCAUGGGUGCAGGCGCAGCUCUCGGGCAGCGUCGGCCCCACGACGAGCCGGGCCGCAAAGGCUGCUAAGAAGGUGUGCAACAUCAUGAACUACGGCGGCGUGGCCUCGGCGACCACGGACAACAGCGCGGCCAUCACGGCCGCUUGGAAUGCUUGCAAGGGCGGUGGCGAGGUGUACAUCCCGAGCGGCAGCUAUGGGCUCUCCAGCUGGGUGACGCUCAGCGGCGGCUCGGGCGUGUCCAUCAACCUCGAGGGCGUCAUCUACCGCAUCACGAGCGCAACCGCCGGAGGCACCAUGAUUAGCGUCUCUAGCACUACCGACUUCGAGUUCUACAGCGGGAAUUCCAAGGGCGCCAUUCAGGGAUAUGGAUAUCUCUUGAAUGCAAGUGACCCGAGGCUUGUGCGACUCACACAGGUCACCAACUUCAGCUUCCACGACAUUGCCUUGGUAGACGCUCCCGAGUUCUCUCUGGUAAUGGACACGUGCUCGAAUGGCGAAGUCUACAACUCUAUCGUACGGGCCGGUAGCGAGGGUGGGCUUGACGGCGUCGAUGUCUGGGGCCAGAACAUCUGGAUCCAUGACAUCGAAGUGACCAACAAGGAUGAGUGUGUUACGGUGAAGAGUCCAGCAAGCAACAUCCUGGUUGAGUCCAUCUUCUGCAACUGGUCCGGUGGUUCAGCCAUGGGUUCCCUGGGUGCUAACACGGACAUCUCCAAUAUCUACUAUCGCAACGUCUACAGCCAGAACUGCAACCAGAUGUACAUGAUCAAGAGCUGGGGCGGCAGCGGCACCGUCAAGAACGUCAAGCUCGAGAACUUCUGGGGCCACAGCAAUGCCUAUACGCUUGACCUGAACGCGUAUUGGACCAGCAUGACCCAGGCUCCCGGCGACGGCGUCUCCUACCAGAACAUUACCUUCACCGGCUGGAAGGGCACCAACUCCAACGGCGCUCAGCGCGGCUCAAUCCAGGUCCUCUGCCCGUCCGCCGUGCCCUGCACCGGCAUCACCAUCUCAGAUGUCAACAUCUGGACCGAGAGCGGCAGCACCGAGAAGGAAAUUUGCGAGAACGCGUACGGCACGGGGGGUUGUCUCCGGGCCGGGUCCGGCGGGACGUACACCACGACGGUGACGCGUACCACAGCCAGCAACUACGCCAUCCAGACCAUGCCAAACGAGAUCAAGGCCUGGGGCCUCGGCACCGAGAUCCCCAUCCCGGCGAUCCCCACGAGCUUCUUCCCCGGGCUGCGCCCCAUCAGCGCGCUGAUGGCCGCGUCCAGCAACGGCGGGGGGGCCACGCCUACCACAGCGGGCCCGACUCCGACGACCACCUCAGCCGGGACAGGCGGCGGGGUCCAGUCCGAGUACGGUCAGUGCGGCGGCAGCGGGUACUCGGGACCCACGGCCUGCGCGGCGCCGUACGCCUGCUCGACGCUGAAUCCCUACUAUGCACAGUGUCUUUGA
This is a messenger RNA of Thermothielavioides terrestris NRRL 8126, 1611 nucleotides long. RefSeq names its product glycoside hydrolase family 28 protein. Gene Ontology annotation, molecular function: cellulose binding; polygalacturonase activity. The record is from RefSeq and is a predicted model, not a curated record. Gene Ontology annotation, cellular component: extracellular region. NCBI's taxonomy places the organism in Eukaryota, Fungi, Ascomycota, Sordariomycetes, Sordariales, Chaetomiaceae. The coding region runs from base 97 to 1611 and encodes 504 amino acids. The transcript has 6 exons. Gene Ontology annotation, biological process: carbohydrate metabolic process.